AUGUCGGCCAUCGUGCACCAGGGCGUCUCAUAUAGGAUGAACCAGAAGGAAAGUGGCGGCAAGCACACUGCUUCAGUUUACCGCGGGGUGUUCUUUCCGUUAUCACAACUUCUUCUACUUGCCAUCUUUGCGACGGUCGUUUCUCCGGCAGCGGCAUCCGCGAGUCCAAAACUUACGGGGAGUCAAAUGCAUCGCACCAUUGAGAAGGUUAUCGAGCACCACUCAUUCACUCCACCACUGCUCCGUAACUACUACGGGGGCGAGGGUUUAGAGCACUGGUUUGUUGGCGGUACCGCUGUUGUUACCGAUGAUCACGUUCGUCUCACUGGAAACUACAGAGAUCAGGAAGGAUACAUGUGGAACAGAGAGGCCCUCGAUAUGCCCUCUUUUGAAAUUAUUGUUGGAUUUCACUUACAUGGCACGGCACGUUACCCAGCGGACGGUUUCGCCAUUUGGCUAACGUCAUCUCCUCAGAAUGCCACCGGCCCGCUGAUGGGGCACCCAAUGGAUUUUCAAGGUGUUGGAGUAGUGUUCGAUACUUUCGACAAUGAUGGGGCUGGCAACAACCCAGCGGUAUAUGUCCUUUAUAACGCCGAGGGAAGUGAGAACCGGGAGUACACCACAUCAAAUGACUUCAAGAAUGAGCACGUGGGGAGUUGUGAGUACGCUUUCCGUCAGACAUCGGCCAAAUUCUCUACAGCGCGCCUGCAGUAUAAAAAUGAAACCCUUCGCGUGUAUCUAUCAAAUUCUGCGGAGGAAGAUGAGACGCUGUGUACCUCUGUUUCAGUGCAGCUGAAAACAGACAGCAAGGAUUAUUAUAUUGGGAUCACUGCGGCUACGGGAGGUUAUUCCGAUAACCAUGAUAUUGCUUUUGUGCACACCAUGCCGAUUGAAGGUGAGAAAUACGAUCACGACGUAUACUCAAGGACAACUCCGGUAGAGGAGUCGGCGAAUCAUCACGAAGCCGUGACAGAGGAGAACGUUGCUAAGAACGACGAGACCAACAAAAACCAAACUCAUGAGCAGGAAAAUGCAACCUCUGCAGAGUCAGCCAACGAAGGAGAAAAGCCACUUCAUGAGGAAAAAGUUGAGCAACAUGACGCAGAAAAGCAGGAAAAGGAGCACAAGGAAGAAGAGAAGCAAAAUGCAGACAAGCAUCAUGAAGAGGGAAAGCGGGACGAAGAGGAGCACCAACAGGCGGAGGAGCGCGAAGAAGACAAGCAGGAAGGGAGGCGCCAAUCACCGAACCCCCGUCGUAAGCAUAGGUCUGAGGAUCAGGAGGAAGAAAACCACAAAGGAAAGAGGACUUCAGAGUCGAAGAAGCGUUCCGCAGAGUCAACAAAUGAUGAAAAAGAGGUGUCCGGCACAGAUGAAGAAGAAGCUGCGGAAUUGCGACACGAGUCUAAUCGUGCAAAGGGCCGCCGCGCCUCCGAUCGCAGGAGCCGCCGCUCGAGGGAUGUGGACCGCGACCGAGAAGAGGAUGAGGCUACCGCGGACGAAGACGAGUCGGAAGACGAGUAUCAGGAGGGAGAAGAGGAGGAAAGGGAAGAUGUUGUACGGCGUCGCAAAGCUAAUCGUCAACGUUCAGCUUCCUCCAAGAGGAACCGCAAGCGCCGCUCGAGAGAUCGUCGUGACUAG
Trypanosoma brucei brucei TREU927 is the source of this 1638-nucleotide messenger RNA. RefSeq names its product lectin, putative. The transcript has a single exon. Gene Ontology annotation, cellular component: COPII-coated ER to Golgi transport vesicle; endoplasmic reticulum membrane; endoplasmic reticulum-Golgi intermediate compartment. Gene Ontology annotation, molecular function: D-mannose binding. The record is from RefSeq and is a predicted model, not a curated record. NCBI's taxonomy places the organism in Eukaryota, Euglenozoa, Kinetoplastea, Trypanosomatida, Trypanosomatidae. The coding region runs from base 1 to 1638 and encodes 545 amino acids. Gene Ontology annotation, biological process: endoplasmic reticulum organization; Golgi organization; endoplasmic reticulum to Golgi vesicle-mediated transport.